Molecule: messenger RNA, 1868 nt
Organism: Lolium perenne
Lineage: Eukaryota; Viridiplantae; Streptophyta; Magnoliopsida; Poales; Poaceae
Biological process (GO): fatty acid biosynthetic process
Cellular component (GO): membrane
Molecular function (GO): acyltransferase activity, transferring groups other than amino-acyl groups
Source: RefSeq, a predicted model, not a curated record
CCCGUCGCGGGGACUCACGGUCCCGACCUCUCCGUCGCCGCCGCGACUCGCCGCCCGUCGGCCCGCCUGCCUUCAGGAAGAUAUGGCUGAUAUGAGCGGGGAUUGUAAAGAGUACCAUGAGAUCGUUAUCAAGACGUUUGUUAGCGAGGAAGACAGAUUCAAUUUCUACAACAGUUAUGCUCUUGAGAAAGGAUUUAGCGUGCGGAGAAGCUACGUUGAGUGGGAUGAAACCAACAAGGAGAUAAUUGGUCAUCGCAAGAGCCGAGGAAACAGGGCAGUGGUUUGUGAAGGAUUUUAUCGAUGUACACACCCAUAAACUGGCCACAGGGGAUAUUGCUUGCCUGCUACGUUCACACAGAAGAAUCAGCGCCGAGCAGAUAGCGGACAUUAUAGAGAUGGAAACUGCUGGGAUCCGCAAACACAAAAUCAUGGAUGUAUUGCGCAUGCAAUGCGGUGGUUUCGAUAAGGUUGGAUGCACGACAAGGGGCAUUUAUAAUUUCUGCCAUCAGUACAAGCAGGAAACAGUUGCUGACGGUGAUGCUCAAAUUGUGAUCCGUCACAUGAUGGCGCGGGAAGAGAGAGAUCCAGGUUUUUUCUUCAGAUAUCUGGUUGAUAAAGAUGAUCAUCUGAAAGGACUGUUCUGGUGUGAUAGUCAAUCCUGGCUUGACUACAAGGCUUUCGGCGAUGUUGUUGUUUUCGACAGCACCUACAGGACCAAUAAGUACAAUCUGCCAUUUGUGCCGUUUGUUGGGUUGAAUCACCACCGCAGCACUGUUAUUUUUGGAUGUGGUAUUAUUUCCCAUGAGACGACGGAGGCGUACGAGUGGAUGCUGGAGGUCUUCAGUGAAGCCAUGUCCCAGAAGCACCCAAUAUCUGUGAUCACCAACGGGGACCUUGCAAUGCAGAGAGCAAUCAGGGUGAUCUGGCCCGACUCGAACCAUAGGCUGUGUGUAUGGCACAUUCAGCAGAACAUUGUACGUCAUCUUAGUGAUGACAAGGUUAAGGAGGAAUUCAGAUCUUUCAUAUAUGAUUCCUCUUCCAUUGCCGAGCAUGAGAGCAAAUGGCUAGAUUUCUUGGAAAGGAAUAAAGUAACAAGUGAGGAGUCGUGGCUGCAUCCCCUAGUUCCCGUCGGCCCACAGCCACCCGCCGCCGCCGCCACCGCUUCUCCCAGACGCCGCAGCCGCCGCUCCUCCUCUCUCCGGCCUCGACGAAAAUCACCGCCGCUACUUCUCCCCUCCUCCGCCGCCCCGACCGAGCGCUUCCCGCCGUCUCCUCCGCCGCCCCGAUCGAGCCCCGCCACCGCUUCUCCCAGACGCCGCAGCCGCCGCACCUCCCCUCUCCGGCCUCGACGAACAUCACCGCCGCUGCUCCUCCCCUCCUCCGCCGCCCCGACCGAGCGCUUCCCGUCGCGGGGAUCUUCGGGACAGGCCGGUCCAUCGGCUUCCUCUCCCCUCCGACGGAUGGCCGCCGUCCCGUCCCCUCCGUCGCGGCCUCGUGGGGAUCACCGGGACAGGCCAGCCGGCGCCUGGUCCUCCCCUCCGUCGGAUGGCCUGGGGAGAACCGACGCUGCCGUCCCCUCUGUCGCGGGGAACGCCGGACUCAGCGUCGGGCUCGCGCAGAACAUCCUACAGCGCGGAGACGACGACGCGGCGUACGCGCUGGUGGUGUCGACGGAGAUCUUCACCUCCGACUACUACUCCGGGGACGAGCGCGCGAUGCUGCUGCAGAACUGCCUGUUCCGGAUGGGCGCGUCGGCGGCGCUGCUGUUCACGUCCCGCUCCCACGCGCGGUACCGCCUGGCCCGGGCCGGACUCCGUCGCCGUCACCUGCGUCGCGGGGAUUUGGGAGUGAGAGACGAGCGUGAGUGA